CUCCCUUUAUUUUUUAUGUCAUCUUUAUUGUCAUUUGUCUCCUAACGUCCCAAACUUUUUUUGUCCAAAAUGAGAUGUAUUGAAUUAAAAAAGGCCUCACGCGGUGUUUUUGAUUAUCAUUCUUUUUAAAUGAGGGUGUAGUGUUUUUAAAUAGUGUAUGGGUGAAUAAAGGUAAGUCACCAAAUAAGGAAGUAUUUUCAGUGAUUAAAAUCGAGGCCGAAAAUACGCAAAAAGUUGAAAAUUGUAAACAACCAAUGCAAGUGUUGAUGAAUUCUUUUAGCUCGACAUAGAUACAGUUUUUUAUUUUCUGUUUUAUCAAAAUGCGGUGGAUAGCUCAUAUCGAAGGGUGCCCUAAACGUGUUAAUCAUGCAGCUGUUGCAGUCAAUCACAAGAUAUAUUCUUUUGGUGGCUAUUCAACUGGGGAGGAUUGCAGAGGAUACACCUCAAUGGAUGUGCAUGUUUUAAACACUCACACAAAUAGAUGGGUAAAGCAUCCUGUUAGUGAUCUUCCUUAUUUUGAAAACGAUGAUAUUUUGCCAUAUCGAAGGUAUGGGCAUACAGCUGUUGUUUAUAAAGAUAACAUUUACGUAUGGGGAGGAAGGAAUGACCGCUCAUCCUGCUCUGUUCUCUUUAAAUUUGAUACAUUUUGGCAUUGCUGGAUGGCCCCACCAACAACAGGAUCGGUACCGUUAGCCAGAGACGGUCAUACAGCCUGUGUUUGGAAAAAUUACAUGUUUAUUAUUGGAGGUUACGAAGAAGAAACAGAUCUUUUUGCAAAGCAAGUUUUUUACUUAGAUUUAGAUAGUUUACAUUGGAGUUACAUUGUGUGUGGAGGUUAUGAACCAACCCUUCGAGAUUUCCACACUACAGUUUGUAUAGAUGAUAAAAUUUAUCUAUUUGGUGGCAGAGGCGCAAUGUUAACAACAAAUUUUCAAGGGAUUCAAGCACCAUUGGAAACCUAUUGCAAUAAUGUGUGGUAUUUGGAUAUGAAAACCUUAAAUUGGCACUGCUGUAAAGCCACUGGGGACAUUCCUGUAGGUAGAAGAAGUAAUUCAGCUUUCGUGCACAACAACAAAAUGUACAUUUUCGGCGGGUUCAAUUCGGUGAAAGCGAAGCACUACAACGAUCUGUACAUGUUCGAUCCGGAGACUUGCGUCUGGACCAGACUGAGCCCUAAAGGGAAGAGUCCAUGCGAGAGGAGAAGACAGGCCUGUGCCAAAGUUGGCGAUAAGAUUUUCAUUUUUGGUGGAACCAGUCCUCACAUUAGCAGGGGGGAUGGAGAAGAUCUAGGAGAGGCAGGUUUGGACGGAUUGGUUGAUCAUAGCGAUAUGUUUAUUUUAGAUUUGAAUCCUUCUUUAAAGACAUUGUGUAUGAUGGCCGUGAGGGAACAUAACCUGGACGAUUCGCAGUUACCACAGAGCUUAAGGCUAGAAUUGAUGAAUAUGCAUCUACCGAAUAAAAUUACAAUGAGCAGACCAAGCAACUCAGCUGGUUAAGUACAACGCAGAAAAGGAGCCAGUACGCUAAAGAAUAUAUUAUAGUCGUUUGCUAGGCGACACUUGGACAUUUAGCGAAGAAAUACAAAAUAACACUUACCCCUAACAUGUUCCAUUCAUUUUUAUAAAUUAAAAUUGACAAAAAACAAUA
Sitophilus oryzae (rice weevil) is the source of this 1647-nucleotide messenger RNA. Its product is annotated as kelch domain-containing protein 3-like. The record is from RefSeq and is a predicted model, not a curated record. Bases 321 to 1496 code for a protein of 391 amino acids. Gene Ontology annotation, molecular function: chromatin binding; protein binding. Gene Ontology annotation, cellular component: cytoplasm. Lineage: Eukaryota; Metazoa; Arthropoda; Insecta; Coleoptera; Curculionidae. The transcript is spliced from 7 exons.